AUGAGAAACGUCCUUCGAUCUCUGCGACAAUUGCGACCAGCCUUACAGAGACAAGAUAGUGUUCUGUUCAGUGUUAAUGUUGCAGAAGAAUCCCCAUGUCACUUUGGAAAGAGCUGUCAUAUUCAUAGUUUAGCUUGCAGAGUUGUUGAUCAUGCUGAGACCAACUUCGUCAAGAACCAUUUGUUUGUAACAACCACGAGAGCUCUCUCGACUGAUGCUGCAAAACUCACAAAUAGAGUUACAGAAACAAGCAAAGCUGGGCCUCUUGUUGAGUAUGAACGAAGAAUCGCUAGUGGUGAACUUUUAGAAGGUGAUGCUUGCCAGGUUGACACUCUGACAGAACUUCAGAGACUGUAUGAUGAGCUUGUUGAGUCUGCUGAUGCCUGCCAACUGGAUCGCAAUUCUGAAAAACCUGUAAGGAGUGGAUGGCUGUGGUCUAGGCUCUUAUCACAUCCUUCUUACUCACCUGUAAAAGGUUUAUAUCUUUAUGGAGGAGUUGGUACCGGUAAAACUAUGCUGAUGGACUUGUUUUUUUAUCAAUUGCCCUCUAAUUGGAGGAAGAAGAGGAUUCAUUUUCAUGACUUUAUGUUGAAUGUACAUAGUAUGCUACAAAAGCAUAAGGGGUUGUCAGAUCCACUUGAUGUUGUAGCAGGAGAGAUUUCUGAUGAUGCAACUUUAUUAUGUCUUGACGAAUUUAUGGUAACAGAUGUAGCAGAUGCAUUGGUACUAAAUCGCUUGUUUAGACAUUUGUUCAACAAAGGCAUUAUUCUAGUAGCCACAUCAAAUCGUGCACCAGAUAGCCUGUAUGAGGGUGGAUUGCAGAGGGAUCUCUUUCUACCCUUCAUUGCAGCACUGAAGGAAAGAUGUGUAGUACAUGAGAUUGGUUCAUCAAUUGACUACCGUAAACUGACUUCGGGCGAGCAAGGGUUCUAUUUAGUUGGUGGACAUUUAUCUGGCAUUCUUAAGCAACAAUUUCAACAGUUGAUUGGAGAAGGCACAGCUACUCCCCAAGAAGUAGAAGUUGUUAUGGGAAGGAAACUGAAAGUUCCAUUAGGAGCUAACGGAUGCGCGUAUUUUCCUUUUGAGGAACUUUGUGAUAGACCUUUAGGGGCUGCAGACUAUUUUGGGUUAUUUAAGAAGUUCCACACGUUGGCUUUAGAAGGUAUUCCAAUUUUUGGGCUUCACAAUAAAUCAGCAGCACAUAGAUUUGUCACUUUAGUUGAUGUGAUGUACGAGAGCAAGGCCAGAUUAUUAUGUACUGCUGAUGGGAGUCCUCAAGAUCUCUUUGAGAAAGUAGUAACAAUAUCCGAAGCUAAAAAUAUGGCACCCAGAACUUCUUCACGAUCAAGGAAAAAUGAUGAUUCUAACCUUUGCGUGGAUAAUGAAUUGGGGUUUGCGAAAGACCGCACCAUUAGUAGACUGACAGAGAUUAACAGCAGGGAAUAUUUAGAUCAUCAUGCUGCCAUGUUCUCAGAAAAAAAGGAAAGAAUGGAUCAGAAUGCCCUUGAAGCUUGA
Messenger RNA from Sphenostylis stenocarpa, 1515 nucleotides. Lineage: Eukaryota; Viridiplantae; Streptophyta; Magnoliopsida; Fabales; Fabaceae. The record is from the annotation of a GenBank genome assembly.